Messenger RNA from Prosopis cineraria, 1031 nucleotides. Its product is annotated as probable WRKY transcription factor 50. The record is from RefSeq and is a predicted model, not a curated record. Gene Ontology annotation, biological process: regulation of DNA-templated transcription. The transcript has 3 exons. Lineage: Eukaryota; Viridiplantae; Streptophyta; Magnoliopsida; Fabales; Fabaceae. The coding region runs from base 380 to 892 and encodes 170 amino acids. Gene Ontology annotation, molecular function: DNA-binding transcription factor activity; sequence-specific DNA binding.
CUGCGGAUGAUCGACCAAUCCAGCUUGUGAUAACUGGUAUCCGCAUGCAAAGACUUAAAAGGAAGACUCGGAGAAACCUGUUUGUGAGAUCGCUCCUGACUCGUAAUGGUCCCCCCACGGGACCCGCUUCCCAAUUAAGUACGUCAAUCUUCGAAGUCUUCCCCCAAGUCGUGCUUGGCAAGCCCCACUAUCAGCUCUAAGUUAAUUGUCCUAAUCAUUUAUCUUUCCAUCUUCACUGUUAUUGGAUACUGCGCAAUUAGCCUUGAAGCUUCCCAUCCCAGUUCUUAGGAAGGUGAGGAUGAAGCCGCCUCGCUCAGCCGUGGCUGUACUGCAUUGAGUUUAUAUUGCGAGAAUCAUCAUCCUAAUUUACUUCAUACCAAUGGUCCCGAACAUGAGUGACGAUAUUUCAGCUGAGGGUGACUUCACUUGCCAUCAGUGGCCUUUGGAGCUCUCUGAGUACUUGAAAUUCGAUGGUGAUCAUUGGCCAGACAAUGAUCAAGAUCAGUGUUUUGUUCCUGGCGGGCUUGUUCCCAACCAGUUGAUCUAUCAGAGCUCCGUUGAAGUAAGUGACUUGGGAGGACGUGGCAGCCACGUUGAAGGGUCUGCUAGCUGUGGUAGUACCAGAGACAUUAUUAUCAACGGACGCCAGAAGAAGGAAGGUAGGGAGAGAUUUGCAUUCAGAACAAGGUCAGAGGUUGAAGUGCUGGACGAUGGCUACAAGUGGAGGAAGUAUGGGAAGAAGAUGGUGAAGAAUAGCCCAAAUCCAAGGAAUUACUACAGGUGUUCAGAGGAAGGAUGCCCUGUGAAAAAGAGAGUGGAGAGAGAUGGGGAUGAUCCCAGGUAUGUCAUAACAACCUACGAAGGCAUCCACACGCACAGCAGUUUUUACUAGCUCCAACGCUAUUCACCCUUUUCUUACUGCCUGGGGAUUUACAUUGCUCUUAAUCAUUGCAGUAGCCUGCUCUAUGUCAAACUGUUUGGUGCCUUCGUGGCUCAUUCUAAGAAGCUAAUAAAAAGUAAUCCCCCACAUG